Messenger RNA from Neoarthrinium moseri, 2760 nucleotides. RefSeq lists its product as uncharacterized. The record is from RefSeq and is a predicted model, not a curated record. The transcript has 3 exons. NCBI's taxonomy places the organism in Eukaryota, Fungi, Ascomycota, Sordariomycetes, Amphisphaeriales, Apiosporaceae. The coding region runs from base 1 to 2760 and encodes 919 amino acids. Gene Ontology annotation, molecular function: protein binding.
AUGGCAUUCAACGGAGGAUUCCCUGAGCAGCGCCCCUAUGCCGGGCCUGCUGCGCGCCGCCCUGCUCCCGGUCCCGGAGGGAACUUCGGCCCCCCGCAGCAGCAGCAGCAAUUCGACCAGUACCAAGACGAGUACGGGGGCUACGGAUACGACCAGUACGAUGAUGGUUACGAUCAAGGUUACGGCCCGCCCCCGCCGCAGGACAUGAACUACGGACGAGGUAGGCCACCCCCGAACGGAGGCUUUCCACAACAAGAUCCCUACGGCCCCGGAAGAGGAGGUCGUCCGCCGCCGCCCAAUGGACGCGGGGGACCGGUGAUGAGAGGCCGAGGUGGUGGUCCUGCGCCGGGCCCUGGACGUGGCUAUACCCCUGGCCCUGGAGGUCGACCAGGCCCUCUGGAGCGCUCCGGCUCGUCAGAUCCGUCUGCUAAUCGCGGAGGGCCCCCGAUGAUGAGCCCCAACGAGCAGGACUUUGGCAGCCCCUUUCCAGUCUUUCCCGGCCAGCAACGACGAUCGGAUUUCGACGAGGAGUCCCGCAUACUGGAUGGCAUGGAAAAUCUCGACAUGAACGGGGGAGGCCGCCGCCCUGCGCCGAGAAGACCGACGAUGCAAAGCCAGACCAGCGACAGUCCACACAGAGGCCCAGGAUCGAGGAGGCCGACCAUGGACGAUGGGUACGGCGGCAGGCCUUCAAUGGACAGUCAGAGAGGAGGACCGGGGCCACGAGGACCGCCGCCUCAAGGCUUCCCCGACAGGCGUGGACCGCCGCCGGGGCCUGGCUACGGAGGAUAUCAGGACGACGGAUUUGGGCCGCCGGGGCGCAGCAUGACAAUGCCCAACAACGUUGAGCCGCCGAUGGGUAUGGGCAUGCGCCAGCCGCCGCGGACAGAUAGUGCGCCUUUCCCUGGCCCGGGUGGCCGCGGCAUGCCACCGAGGCCGUCAACAGCCCAAGGCAAUCGGCCGCCUCCUCGAAGAAUAUAUCCCGACCAAGGACCGCCGGGACCUCCCGGACCACCAGGCCCUCAGCAGUUCGAUGCCUACGAACCGCCCAAGCAAACCCCAUGGGCUGAGCCGGUGCGGGCGUCCUUUGGCGACUUUUACGAUGCUUACUAUCACCCGCGCAAUAGUGAUAACCAGUAUCCGCCUGGACGACCCAACGACAUGCCCGAUUUCGAUGCCGGCCCGGAUCAAGGGCAACGGAGCUCAUUUGAUCAGCACAUGCGCCCGGGACCCGGCCCGGAGAUGCCCCAGCACGUUGCGGCGCGCAUGCCUGAGCUCAGCCGAACAAAGUCUCAGCCGAACCUGCGCGAACCACAGGCCGCCGUUUUCGAAAUGGCCAGUGACCUGCCUCCUGUCCCUGCCGGAGGCUUCCAGGCCUACCAGCCGGGACCCCCUGGUGGACUUCCCCAGGGGCCUGCGCCGAAUAGGCAACCCCAAUCUGGACCCGGCUCUGGGCAUCCGGCCCCGAUCCGCCCAGGCCUGAUGCCAAACUCGAUGGUGAACAUGCAGGAUAAGCCUCCGCCGCAGCGGCAAUAUACCGGUCCGCCUGCAGCAGCUAUCGGGGCUCAGGGGAGAAAACAGCCGAGUCCCGCGGCGAACGGCCAACCGGUGGAACACAUCCCGGUCACGGUAGAAGAACUGGAACACCUGCGCGCCGUGAUCAAGAGUGAUCCCAACGACCAGCAAUCAGCCCUCACACUUGCCAAGAAGCUGAUCGAAGCGUCCGACGUCCUGGUCCCGAGACUGCCCGAUCCCAAGGCUCGUGCACGGUCGAGAGAAAGGUACAUCAUGGAUGCGCACAAGAUCCUCAAGAAGCUUGUGAGUGCGCAAAACCCGGACGCCAUGUUCUUCCUUGCAGACUGCAUGGGCCGUGGAAAUCUUGGGUUCGAGCCGGACAACAAAGAGGCGUUCACUCUCUAUCAGUCAGCUGCCAAACUGGGCCAUGCUGCUGCCGCUUACCGAACGGCAGUAUGCUGUGAACUCGGCAACGAUGAUGGAGGUGGCACGCGCAAGGACCCCCUCAAGGCGAUCCAGUGGUAUAAGCGAGCUGCUACUCUUGGAGACCCCCCUGCGAUGUAUAAGGUUGGAAUGAUCUUGCUCAAGGGACUGCUUGGUCAGCCUAAGAACCCUCGCGAGGCCGUCGGCUGGUUGAAGAGAGCAGCAGAGCGGGCUGAUGCCGAGAACCCGCACGCGCUACAUGAGCUGGGUCUUCUGUACGAGUCUGCACAGCCAAAUGAUGUCAUCCUGCGUGAUGAACCGUAUGCCUUGUCGUUGUUCCAGCAGGCCGCAGAACUGGGCUACAAGUUCAGUCAGUUCAGGAUGGGUUGUGCGUAUGAAUAUGGUCUCAUGAACUGCCCCAUCGACCCGCGCAUGUCCAUAAUGUGGUAUUCGCGGGCCGCGACCCAAGAAGAGCACCAGUCAGAGCUCGCCCUGAGUGGUUGGUAUCUGACGGGCAGCGAAGGAGUCCUGCAGCAGAGCGAUACCGAGGCGUACCUCUGGGCAAGAAAGGCGGCCCAGGCUGGGUUGGCAAAGGCCGAGUACGCCAUGGGCUACUUUACAGAAGUUGGCAUCGGCAUUGCUGCGAACAUGGAAGACGCAAAGCGUUGGUACUGGCGUGCUGCUGCCCAAAACUUCCCCAAGGCUCGUGAGCGGCUGGAAGAUCUGAAGCGCUCUGGAAAGAACGGUGGUCCUCGCCAGCGCGAGCGCAUCUCGCGAAGCAAGAUUGGCAAGCAGCAGGAGGGAGAGUGCUCCGUGAUGUAG